GCAUCACCAUGAGCACUUCCUGUCAGCUCUUCAGAGGACAGGAAGUGGAGUUCUCAGCACGCCGCAGAAACUGUUUUCUGUACAAAGGAAACGUCUCACGAAGUCGAACCAUGAACAGACGAAAACUGAGUCUCCGAUGGUUUGGGAGCCUGACCAAUCUGUCCAUCCGCCGCCCGUCAGAGAAGACCAGCGUCACAGCGACCCCAGAGCAUCAUGGGAGCCUCGGGGGCGCCAAACAGUCGGUGGACGACGUGGACGCCUGCCUCCGAAGCCCCGGGUACGCCCACUCCAGCCAGAUGUACACACAUGUGGGCACUGUGCCACGCAGCCCAGUCCCAGAAGAAGAGCAGCAGGGGGCUGAAGGAGAAGAAGAGAAGAAGGAGGAGGAGGAGGAGGAGGAGGAUCGGCGCCGGCGGAGGGCGGGGGAGCACGUCCGAGACUCCCCUCUGCUCAGUGCGCUGUCCAGCCUCAGUCUGACCAGACUGGACCAGACCAGACCUCCGCCCACCAACACCACCACCAUCACCCCACCCGGCCCGGCUUCACCUCUGACCUCGGCACACGGAAGCCGCUUCGAUGAUCCUCCCGCGGACCCCUUAAAGAGGAGCGGGGGGGCUUUAGAAAGGGAGCCUGUUAACAUGGCGACCAGUGGCCCCAGAGCGGCGUCCUCGCAGGACCUCUACGUGCCCAUGGACCCGAUAGCCGAAGCAGCUCGCCGCCAAACGCAGAAAACCGUGACGGGCGCGAGCGGCCGGCAGGAGGCGGAGCCCGAGGACAGUCGGCAGGACGUGACGGACAGCAGUGGAGAAUAUGUGAAGAAACCUAAACAUGGGAGACGCUUGAGACGUUUGCACCAGUUGGACAACCUUCCUUCGGUCCACAUCAACCCCUUCACGUCCCGUCAGGUGUCCGAGAGCCUGGUGGUGAACCACGGCGACUUCCUGCUCAGAGACUCUCAGUCCCGCCGGGGCGACUUCGUCCUCACCGUCCGCUGGGAGCAGAAGACCCUUCACUUCGUCGUCACGGCGACAGCGGCCGUCCGGUCCUCGGAGACGGACCCUGGGGUCCGGUACGGCCUCGGGGCCGAGGCCUUCGACUGCCUGCCGGACCUGGUCGGCUUCUUCGCCGGCAGCGGGGCGGCUCUGAGCCGGUGGAGCGCCGCUCGGAUCCUUCGGCCCGUGAACAGGACGCUGCCGCUGGGAUACCUGGAGACGGCGUUCGGCGCCGCCGUCAGCCCGCCGUCCUGCCGCAGGGGGCUGAAGGGCGGGAGCAGCGAGGAGGAGGUCCGUCCGGGGAGUGCUUCCUCUCUCCACCAGAGGGGGGCGGAUGUCAGCGAGCUGUCUGCUGGAGGAUCCUCGCUCUCUGCGCUGCACAUCCACCCCUCAGACUCCAGGAGCCGCGGCCCGAGCCAGGAGGCCCCGCCCCCCGAUGACCCGGGGAGCUGCUACACGGAGCUGCAGCCCGGCCCCCGGAGCUACGUGGGGAGGCUGCGGGCGGAGGGCGGGAAUGCGUACCAAUCGCCGGUGGUGGAGACGGCCUCCUCCUUCGCACCGAGCAGGUACCGCUCGCCGCUGAUGCCCGCGGAGAACCGACCCCUGGAGGCGGGGGUCCUGCGGCGGGUGAAGGAGCUGCUGGCCGAGGUCGACGCCCGCACGGCGGCAAGGCACAUCACGGCGGCUGACUGCAGGGUGGCCAGAAUUCUGGAGGUGACUCCCGAGGCGCAAAGGAUGAUGGGAGUUAGUUCUGGGAUGGAGCUGCUCACGCUGCCACACGGCCAGCGGCUGCGACUGGACCUGCUGGAGAGGUUCCAGACCAUGGCGACCACGCUGGCGGUGGACGUGUUGGGCUGCACGGGGACGACCGAGGAGCGGGCCGGCCUGCUGCACAAAAUCAUCCAGGUCGCGGCGGAGCUGAAGGGCACCACGGGCGACAUGUUCGGCUUCGCCGCCGUCAUGAGGGCGCUGGAGCUGCCGCAGGUGUCCCGUCUGGAGCAGACCUGGACGGCGCUGCGGCAGCGCCACACCGAGGGCGCCAUCCUCUACGAGAAGACGCUGAGGCCCUUCAUGAAGAGCCUGAACGACGGCAGAGAGAGCUGCCCGCUGGCCGGCACCACCUUCCCCCACGUCCUGCCCCUCCUCUCCCUGCUGGAGAAGGGCGUGACGGUGGGCGAGUGGGCGGAGCCGUGGGAGACGGCGGAGGCCGGGCUGGACGUGGUCAUGUUCCACCUGGGGGCCGCCAGGACCAUCGCUCAGCUGGGGGGCGUCUACCGCUCCAACGCCGAGAGCAAGCUCCAAGGUUUCCCGGAGCAGCCGGAGGUCCUGGAGCUCUUCCUGACCGACUUCCAGAUGAGGCUGCUGUGGGGGAGCAGGGGCGCCGAGGAGAGCCAGGCCCUGCGACACGCCAAGUUCGACCAGGUGCUGACCGCCUUGUCCAACCGGCUGGAGCCGCCGGUGCGGCCGCGCUGACCCCCCCGACCUCUCUCUGUUGUCUCUGUUCGGAUGGGCGGACCCCCAGGAGCCUCGGAGCUCACGGUCUGCACGUCUGACUUGAUGGUUUGUUUCCUCACAAACGGCCCGUGAAGUCAUUUUCCAUCCUCCUGGUUCCUUACCGGAAGACUUUAACGCGUCAGAACUGAACCGGAUCUCGCCGCUACCAAGACCUCCUCCAUCCAACUGUGCACCAGGAUGGAACAUGGAAGUCCUCUGUGUACGUGUGCAGCACCGGGUUCUUUUGCUUUUGUGCUGUGGAAACCAAAGCGGAAGUUGUUUUCUUGUUUUGGUGACGAUGAGGCUGAGCCUCCGUGUGCGAGAAAUGUCUCUGUGUCUGGAGGCCGGACCGUCCCCUCAACCUGCCGACGUGUCAUAUUGUUUGACACAAUAACAGAAUAGAUUCCUCAUGUGAAUAAAGUGAUGCUGACGCCUUCAUCCAGUUCAGAACUUCAGUUUGAUUCCAGGUUCCAGGUUAAUAAUUUAUUUACUUAUUUCCCGGACUUAACUAAAACCGAUUCACCCGCAAGACUGUUUAGAAGGAAUGUGGGAAUUAUUUCCAGAAAACUAGACGGUUGUUUCGGUCCUCUGAGGCCCUUGGUGCUGGAUGGCGAGAAGGAAAACGCGUUAGGAACAUCGCGACAACCUUUAAAACACAAAGACCACAGACUUGUUCGCUCCUAAUUAAAACACGUCUUUCUUAAGUGUUUUUCAAAAGCGUGUAUUCCCUCUAAGGUGAUGUGUCAUGAAUGGAUAAAUAAAUAAAACAAAAGCAUGCAAAAACCUUCAUAUUCAGUUUUUACCAUCUCAAUACUCAAUACGUUUGAUUUUGAAUGACCAGUUAUUACAAAUGUGUACCUAAGUUUAUUUUUGUUGAAUUACUUACUAAUAACACAUGUUUUGUAUUCAGUGUAACAAACAUAUGUUCAUGAUAAACUGUUGGAUAAACAGUAACACAAUAAAACGGGACUUUUCUUUCCAGA
Messenger RNA from Gasterosteus aculeatus aculeatus (three-spined stickleback), 3469 nucleotides. The record is from RefSeq and is a predicted model, not a curated record. NCBI's taxonomy places the organism in Eukaryota, Metazoa, Chordata, Actinopteri, Perciformes, Gasterosteidae.